UCCACUUGUUUUUUUGUCUAAUCAAAUAAAGAAGGUUAUUAAAGGCAGUGAUACAAUGCUAGAUUGUUCUUAUGAUUCAUACCCAGAACCAACGAAGGUUUAUUGGAAGAAGGAUGACAACAUCAUUCAAUCAUCAGACACCUUCAGAACGAAAUAUAAUGGCAGUUCAGUGGAAAUACCUGUGCUAGUCAUAUAUGGUACAACACAAAGUGAUUCUGGAAAUUAUAUCUGUGUUGUGGAAAAUUCUGUCGGUACUGGACACAGCAAAACACUUCAACUUAUAAUUAGAGAACCAGAAAAGAAUGUAUCAACAGCAGGAGCGAUAGUUGGUGGUGUAUUCGCAACUUUAAUUGCUAUAUUGGUUCUAAUUGGUUUGGUUGUCUUGUUUCGGAGACGUUCCAACAAUGUGAACAACGGAAAACCGUUACGACAAGAAACAAUAAGUAAUGCAGAAAAUGUUGAAUUGUUCACCGACGGGCGUGGUAACAGGGACAAUGGAUUGUAUUUAAAUGUUGCCAGAGUGUCUACUUCUCCUGCAGAGAACAUAAAGCCAUCCACAGUUCAAAUAUUAACAGGAGAUAAUGAAUAUUAUAACUUAUCAGAUGUACCAAGUUCGUGUAUCAGGGUGGAAGGCUUAAAACAGUAUAUUGAGAAAAGACAAAGAAACGAGGAACUUAAAAAUGAAUAUAAGAGCAUACCAAAUGUAGCGGUACAUCCGACAACGCAUGCCCAAACAAAGGAAAAUAUGCCAAAGAACAGAUUUAAAACAACAUUUCCAUAUGAUCACACUCGAGUCAUACUGAACUCCAAUGGAGGAUCUGAUUAUAUUAAUGCCAACUACGUCGAUGGUUUUGAAAAGGAAAAAUGCUAUAUUGCGUGUCAAGGUCCAAUCAAAACUACAGUGGCAGAUCACUGGAAAAUGAUAUGGCAGGAAAAUAUUUAUCAAAUUGUAAUGUUGACAAACUUGGUGGAAGGUAUUAAGAAUAAGUGUGAACAAUACUGGCCUAGUGGUGGUAAACAAAUGGUACAUGGAAAUUUGAGUCUCCGUCUAAAUGAUGAAAAAGAAAGAACAGCAUAUGUCACAAGAGAAAUAACAAUUGAAGACAAAAAGACUAACAAAAAGCGUAAGGUGACGCAAUACCAUUUCACAGCUUGGCCAGAUCAUGGAACUCCAGAUCCAUUGUAUCUUGUACUGUUUCACAGACAUGUGAUGUCUGAUACGAAAGCUGGACAUUCAGGACCUUUGUUGGUGCAUUGCAGCGCUGGUAUUGGAAGAACUGGGACAUAUAUUGCCCUUGAUGCUCUGUUUGAGGAAGGUCGUACUACAGAAUUUCUUGACAUUUUCAAAUUUCUGAAGAAAAUGAGAUACAGCCGGAUGAAUAUGAUUCAAACUCCGGAUCAGUACGUAUGUUUGCACUAUGCCCUUCUUCAAGCUUUCACUAUGAAAGAAACAAAAAUUCGUAAAGACGUGUUCAGUGAAGUGUGGACGAGUAUAUUGACAGAUAAGAGACCGGUCAAUCAUCAAAGACUGGACAAAGAAUUCAAGGAACUGCAACAACAUGUAAGAGAAAUAAAGGGUCUAUCAACCUCAAUGCUAAAUGCGAAGAAGGAUGAUCAGAACCAAAACCAAUAUAAUGCUGCAAUGAGUACAACAAACUUAGCGAAAAACAGAAACAAAGAUGUUCUACCCAUGGGUGAUAUGAGAGUUUAUCUUGUAUCCUAUGGAAAAGGAAGAUCAGAUUAUAUAAAUGCAGUACAAGUGCCUUCUUACACCAAGUUUGUUGGAUACAUUACCACACAACUACCAUUACCAGAUACUAAGGUAGAUUUCUGGACAAUGAUACGGGACCACAGCUCUUCGACCAUUGUACUGAUUAUUAACCACAAAAAAGAGGCUGACCUAGUGUACUCACAGUCGGAUGAUAUAAUAAUCAUUGGUCAAUUCAGUAUAAAGAUAUCGGCACGAAAAUUAGAAGAAAAUGACAUCACAGAGGCAACCAUUGUUCUCUCUAAAAAAGAUGAAAAACCGAGACAAGUUGUGUUGUUUCAAGCUAUAUGUAGCAGUAUACCUGACCCCGCUGUACUCUGUAAACUUGCUGACCUUAUUUCAACACGUGCAACUAUGUCAAAUGAUCCGAUAACAGUAGUAAGCAGUGACGGUGCCAGGAAUUGUGGACUGUUCUGUGCUUUCACUAAUGCCGUGUCAAGCAUGCAGAUUGAUAACAAUGCAGAUAUCUUCCAACUUGUGACACUUCUACAAUUGAGACGUCCCGAGUUCUUCACAGACUUUGAGGAAUACAAAAGAUGUUAUGAAGCUUUGCAUGUUCACCUGGAAUCUGCAAAUGUUUAUGCAAAUUUUUAGUUUUAAUCAAAUGAAUGUAAAGAAUGAGAAGGAAACCUGUUGUACUGUUUCAUUAUCAAUGAUCUAUUUGUAAAUAUUGCUACAUACAUUCUGCUUAUGUUGUUUUUCUACAGCACAACUUUUUAUAAAUCAAGAAGCUGUUUAUUUUCAUUUGAAUAUUUUAUACUCAAUAUAUUUUUUCUUUCAGUUGUAAUGGGAAUUUUGUUAAUCAUAAUGCAUAUAAACUGUAAUUUUAUUCUCUAAAAUUGAAUGUAUUGUAUACACCAUCACAAUGUUUAACUGACCAAAUUUAAGUCAAGUCGUAAGCUAAUGUUAUCAUAGACUCUUCAAGGUUUUAGAUUAUCGUAGACUAUUCAAGGUUAUCUUAGACGCUGCAAUGUUAUCGUAGACUCCUCAGUUUAUCGUAGACACUUUAAUGUUAUCGUAGACUCUUCAAGGUUAUAGUAGACUCUUCAAGGUUUUCAUAGCGUCUUCAAUGUUAUCGUAGACACUUCAAUGUUAUCGUAGACACGUAAAAGUUGUCGAAGACACUUCAAGUUUAUCGUCGACACUUCAAGGUGAUCGUCGACUCUUCAAGGUUCUUAAGAAAGAUCAUUAGUCGUUGUUACUUUAUUUUGACCUUGUUUGAAUAGUUUUAUUCCCAUUGUCAAUGUUACGAUUUAUGCGCAAAACAUAAUUUCAAUGUUUAUGUAAAUAUGUAUUAGAGAUCUAAUUUUUAUCAUUUAUUAAGUUUGAUUUCGCUUAGAGUAAACUGUAAAAUGCGAGGCUAAUUAUCUAAAAUUUUUCUCAGAACAUUAUUUAUUCUAAUCAAAUACGCCAGAUCACCAUUUGAUGCAUGGAAAAGCUACAUUACCGUGUAUACAUUACAUAGAAGGACAAUAGUAUUAGCUUAGCACAUUCUACUUUAAAACAUAGCUAUUCCAUUUAGGCUUUAUUUAUAUCCUGAGUCCAUUCAACAUAUUCUAAUUGUCUAUAGAAUCCAAUUAUGCAAGUCAUCUAUUUCUUUCUUAUAUACUUUAAAUGCUUCGAUAUUUCUGAGAACUUGGUUAAGUGGAUCCGAUUUCAAAUUGAAGCUGUCAUUUUGUCAUCUUAGUCAACACAUCUAAGAAUUUAACAUAUUUAAAGUAACGUGGAAAGUAUUUGCAUUUCAGCAACUGUUACAAUCUUUCAGUAUUUUGAUCAUUAAUGAAAGGCAUAGUUUUGUUCACAUAUACACAGAUACACAUUCUAAUAUUCAUGAAAACUUGCAUCGGUUAUCGCUAAAUGUUAAUGGGUCGUUUUAAAAAAUAUUGCUUGACUUCUUAAAAAAAAAACCAUCUGAGUGACACUUUAAUUAAUUUUUUUAUGAAACACUGUUGCACUUGCGAUAAAAUCAUAUUUUAUUCCAUUGGCAUCUUUUGCAAGAUUAUGUUACUACAUUUUUACUUUUGAUAAUAUUUCAACUAUAAUUUAUAUAACGACAGAAUCCGAUUAAUUUUUUUUAUUUUGGCUCCAAAUCAGUAAUAUUCCGAUGGAAAGACAACUCAUAAUUAGACAUGAAAUCAUAGUCACUUUUCUUUGAAAUGACUUAAUCAUAAGUUACAGAGUCAUUCCAAUGGGCCGUAAUUAUCUUACCGUAAUGUUUGAAUCUGAGUACGAAGUUAAAAGCACAAGUUACGUGAAUUGUAAUCGACAUAUUGAUCAUAGGGUAAGGUGAAAACUAUCUACUUGUAAUAUAAAAGUAAGAGCACCACUUAUCAUAAUUGAAGCUAAGACCUAGUUGUAAGUUGUGAACUGGUUUGUUGGAAUACCGAGCUAGUGCAACGAUAAAGUUAACUCUAUAUACUGUGUCGAUGUACAGGUAUAUAUAACGCAAAAUAAAAGAACCACUAUAUAUUCAAUAGAGUUCCUGAAUGACAGCAUUCAUUAUACGUAUGCUUCUAUAUGUAUGGUGUAUAUUAUCUAUAUACUAUCUACAACUGCAUUUUAUUGUAAACCUUGCUUUUAACAUGUUUUAUCCAGUAUAUAAUUGGUUUUAUUUCGUUUUCUUUUACUGUGAUAGCUUUUAAUAAAAUUUGCUUUCGCUUA
Mytilus californianus (California mussel) is the source of this 4429-nucleotide messenger RNA. Its product is annotated as receptor-type tyrosine-protein phosphatase alpha-like. Lineage: Eukaryota; Metazoa; Mollusca; Bivalvia; Mytilida; Mytilidae. The transcript is spliced from 20 exons. Gene Ontology annotation, biological process: protein dephosphorylation. The coding region runs from base 56 to 2362 and encodes 768 amino acids. Gene Ontology annotation, molecular function: protein tyrosine phosphatase activity. The record is from RefSeq and is a predicted model, not a curated record.